Molecule: messenger RNA, 1200 nt
Organism: Ipomoea nil (Japanese morning glory)
Lineage: Eukaryota; Viridiplantae; Streptophyta; Magnoliopsida; Solanales; Convolvulaceae
Product: CBL-interacting serine/threonine-protein kinase 7-like
Exons: 2
Coding region: 1-1140 (379 amino acids)
Biological process (GO): signal transduction; protein phosphorylation
Molecular function (GO): protein kinase activity; ATP binding
Source: RefSeq, a predicted model, not a curated record
AUGCGAGGAGCGAAGGCGGCGGAGCAGGGCAGCUGGCAGCAGGCGAAGCAGGAGAUGGAGGACUGGUCUCUGGUCUCUGGUCCGGUGACGAGAAGAUUAGGGAUUUGGAGAUGGAAUUUUGGAUCAACUGACCGGCGAUUUGGAGAUGGGAUUUGGAUCUCUGGUCAUGAGCUGUGUUCGAUUGGAGGCGAGCAGUUCGAAGGUGUGCGAAGAAGGAAGAUAUUUCUUCGCACGGCGAGGUAUUAUUUUCACCAGCUCGUCUUCGCCCUCCACUUCUGCCACCAGAACGGCGUCACCCACCGUGACAUCAAGCCCCAGAACCUCCUCCUCGACAAGGACGGCAAGCUCAAGAUCUCCGAUUUCGGCCUCUCCGCGCUGCCGGAGCAGAUCCGAAACGGCCUCCUCCACACCGCGUGUGGUACUCCGGCCUACACCGCCCCGGAGGUGAUGAUCAGAAAAGGCUACGACGGCGCCAAGGCCGACGCGUGGUCUUGCGGCGUCAUCCUCUUCGCCUUCCUCGCAGGGUACCUCCCAUUCGACGACAGCAAUAUAUCAAACAUGUACCGUGCAAUACGAAGCCGCGCGUUUCAGUUCCCGGAUUGGAUCACAAAGCCCACCCGGAGCAUAAUUUUCCGGCUGCUCGAUCCCAAUCCGGUAACCAGAAUGUCCAUCGAGGAACUGAUGAAGCUCCCGUGGUUCAAGAAGUCAUCAUCAGUGAUAGAUUUGACAGACGAACAUCAAUUUGGGAACCAAGAGUUCGACAAAGAUUGCAAACACUUAACCAAAAUGAACGCAUUCGAUAUCAUUUCAAUGUCUCCCGGGUUGGAUCUAUCAGGGCUAUUCCAGGCGGGAUUGAACAAGAAAGAAAUGAGAUUCACCACAAAUUCCGAGGUAGGAGAGGUUGAGGAGAAGGUAAAGAAGAUCGGGAGUGAAGCAGGGUAUAGGGUGGAGAGGGGAAACGGAGGGGGAAUCAGACUGGUAAAAGCAAGAGUAACGUUAAUGGUGGAAAUUCUUCAAGUGGCGCCGGAGCUAUGGCUGGUUGAGAUGAAGGUCGUCAAUGGAGAAAUGGAAUUCGAGGACACACAGUGGGAGGAGUUGAGAGUUGGGUUCAAAGAAAUAUCUUGUUUCAUGCUAGUAUAACAAUACAACCAUGAAUCUUGAACCAGACAACGCCGGUGAUUGUCGCCGAGCUUCUACCAG